AUCUAUUUCCGGUUGAAGAACAUUUUCCAACAAACUAAAACAAUGAUAAAACUAUUUUCUUUAAAACAACAGAAAAAGGAUGGAAUUGAUUCUCCCGACAGAGGAUCACAGAAAAAGGCUUCAGCGGCACAACUACGUAUACAGAAAGAUAUAAAUGAAUUAAAUUUACCAAAGACGUGUCAAGUAGAUUUCCCUGACCCAGAUGAUUUACUGAACUUCAAGCUUAUAAUAUCUCCUGAUGAAGGGUUUUACAGAGGUGGUCGCUUUGUGUUCAGCUUUAAAGUCUUGCAAGGAUAUCCUCAUGACCCCCCAAAGGUGAAGUGUGAAACCAUGGUGUAUCACCCCAAUAUUGAUCUAGAGGGAAACGUCUGUCUAAAUAUACUAAGAGAAGACUGGAAGCCAGUGCUUACAAUAAAUUCUAUUGUGUAUGGAUUACAGUAUUUAUUUUUGGAACCUAACCCAGAGGACCCACUGAACAAAGAAGCUGCUGAGGUGCUCCAGAGUAACCGGCGCUUGUUUGAACAGAACGUCACCAAGUCUAUGCGCGGCGGCUACAUCGGUUCCAUGUACUUUGACCGCUGCUUAAAAUGAUGAUAGCUGAGCAUUAACAAUGGACAAAUAUUGUGAUCUUUAUUGUUUGCUCUGUAAAAAACUGUGGCAGGAAUUAGUUUAUUUGUUAGAAUGGCUCCUGUGAAUGUGUCUGAUGAUGUUUUUUUAAUUAAUAUUAAUUACUGUAAGUUAGCAACCAGGAUUUGAAGCUGAUCUUUGUGGUUAACAGACAAACAUACUGAAUGUUGGAAAUGAAAUGGAGAGAGAGAGAGAGAGAAUCAUUAAUGUGCGAUUAUUUAAGCAUUGAAAUAGGAUUGUUUUUUCUGGUGAGCUUCAACAACCUUCUCAAUCUUGCUCCAUUCAUGUUACUUUGAAAAUUGUUUAUUCGUUGUUUAAAAUUCAUGCAUUUAUUUAAGAGUAUCAGUAUAUUCUUUAUAUUGUUCUAUUCAACAUACAUGUAUGUACCUUUUCACUAAUUACUGGUAUGUGAAAUGUUAAAUUUUGUCAGUGCUUAGUGUGUUGAUAUCCAUAGACGCUAUUUUGUGUGAGACUGAUAUAUAUAUAUAUGUAUAACAAUAUAGUACAUGUAUUUGUAUCUGCUACACAUAUAGCAUUGGAGUAUUUAUUAUAGCCAGCAAGUGCUAUGGAGAGGGGUUCACAGUGUUGUAAUGGUAUAAAGUUGUAUCAUAUUAAAAAAUGUGAUAUUUCCUCUUUAAUAGAUGUUUUAAUUCUGUUGUUUGAAUGUGCAGAAAAUCAACCCUAGCUACCUGUCAUGGGCUUUGUGUGAAUGUAUUAUUGUGUAAAAGAUGGAUGCAGAUUUGUCCCAAUGACUGAAAAAAUGAUGCAUAUUAUUUUAAGCUUCUCACUAUGUUGAUAAUACUUAAAUAUCAUUAGAAUAUAUUUUGUAAGUGUGUCAAAUUCAGAGCUCAUUUGAAAUUCUCCAGAUCUUGUUUAAUUUCUUAAACGAAUAUUUUAAAUUCUGAAAUAUUUUUUGUUUGAGUUUAUUUUUGUCCAUUUGAAACAAGUUUGACACGCUUACGUACAUGUAACUGAUAGAAGUUUGCAUAAUUUUCGUAUUUCGGAUAUUGCUUUCCUUUUGAUUUUGCCUUGAAAACAAGAGAAAAUUCAAUAAAGAAUCAUUGAUACAUAUAUA
Magallana angulata is the source of this 1702-nucleotide messenger RNA. RefSeq names its product NEDD8-conjugating enzyme Ubc12. The coding region runs from base 43 to 591 and encodes 182 amino acids. Lineage: Eukaryota; Metazoa; Mollusca; Bivalvia; Ostreida; Ostreidae. The record is from RefSeq and is a predicted model, not a curated record. The transcript is spliced from 5 exons.